UUUUGCUACUUGACGCUCGCGAGGUGUAACAACGUCGAGAGAUCUAUCACCGUAACCUAUCAAGAUCAAGAUUUUCUCGUGUUUACAGUAAUCUAAGCACCUGUCGAUUAAAACGAAAUGCACAUGGUACGAACUACUUGACAUCAAACGCUCCCGUUCAAGAUGGCUGCCGUUUAGCAUAGAUAACAAGCUAUCAAUCAGCAACACAAAAUAUGGCUGAACCCAACCAUAGCAUAAUGAGCACUAAGAUUGAGAAAAUACAACAAAGUGAUGGCAAUAACCCCAGCUUUGGUUUUGUGGUAACAGAGGGAACGGAUCAAGGGGAUCUACAGUCACAAGGUGGCAGAGUCAGAAACCUCUCCCCUCAAUACCAGGGGGCAGGGGGCUAUACUAGUGAAAAUGUAGAUACAAACUUCAACAUGGAAAUGGACAAUCACCCUGGAAGUGGGCCAGAAAACAUGACAUCAGACCUCUUGGGUUCCCCAGAAAUUCAGAUCCAUACCCAGGGAAUGUCUUUGUCAACCUCUACAGUGGUCAGCUCAGGAUCAAUACACUCAACCAGUAAUGAGCACAUGGUGCCCCCUGUUAUACAGGUUACGGGAGUCAACGAAGAAACACAGGCAUAUACUGGAGGAGAGGACUCCUCAUCAAAUGCAUCCCCCUGUAUGAUCUGUAAUGAUCGAGGUUCAGGCUACCAUUACUCUGUCUUUUCCUGUGAGGGGUGCAAGGGGUUCUUUAAACGCAGUGUGCAGAAGAAUCUAGUGUACACCUGUAAAAACGAAGGGAACUGUGUCAUCAACAAGUUCACCAGGAACAACUGUCAGUACUGUCGUUUUGUUAAGUGUACACAGAUGGGCAUGAAAAGAGAAGCCGUGCGAGAGGACAGAUCCCCAGGAGGGAAACACCGAAACAAGAAGCCACGCCUAGAUGAAAUUCAUGCUAUGGUCAGUUCAGAUGGGGAGGUGUUAUUUGUUCCAGGGACCCAGGAGCCAAAGGUUUUAGAAUCAUUUGAAGACCCCAUAACAGAAGGCCUUAUUAAUGCCCGACCAGAUUUGAUUCCAAGGGUUGAUGGAAAUAUAUGCCUACAAAGUAUGGGCAUUAAUCAACUGAUGCAGUAUGGUUAUGCUGAACUGAAAUACAUUAUCGACUGGGCAAAGAAAGUUCCUGGUUUCUCAGAUUUGCGACUGGAAGACCAGAUGGCCCUGCUGAAAUCCUCUUUUAUGGAACUGAAUGUAUUGAGAUUGUCCUACAGGUCAAUGGAUACAGGGAGCUGUAUAAAGUUUGCUGAAGGAUUAAAGGUACCCAUAGAGCUGGCUCAGAAGAUGGGAUGGGGAAAGGAGCUGGUAGCAGCCACUGUAGAGUUUUCUGCCCGACUGAAGGAGCUGAAUAUCGACAAAGUGGAAUUCUGUAUCCUGAAUGGCAUUGUAUUGACUUAUCCAGAUGCUCAAAACUUGGUGGAAAAGCAGAAAGUCAUUCUACUACAGACCCAGAUUUUGGACAGAUUGCGUAAAUAUCACAAUCACAAGUAUCCCGGCAAUGUGAAAAGAUACGGAAAAAUGCUUCUACGACUGCCAUUCCUACGUACAGUCAGUGCAAAAGCAGCAGAAAGGUUUCUGUCCUUGACACUGGAUGGAACACUGCAGCUAAAUGAACUUGUGUUAGAAAUGAUAAACUGAUCAUUAUUCCCCCUGCAAACAAAGUUUGGUGGUGUAUGUUGGAAUUAACCUGUCCGUCAUGACUUUUGUCAAGGUCAUAGUAGUUAUAUCUUUGCAAUGUUAAAUUAGAUCCUCAUUCUUAACGGUGUGACAUGAAUGAAUCUAACUCGAGGUCAUUUGUCCAGUCAAGGUUACUAGGAAUUGCAUUUUUUCCCAAUGCCGUGUGUUGCUUUUUAGAGCUUUACUGUGUCACUCAGAUUUGCAUUUCCUUUUUUUUAUACUCUGUGAAUAUAUUGAUAAAAAUCGAGAAUUGAAAAGGCAUGAAUGACCUUGAAGCACACAAUAUUUCAAAUAUGUCCAAAUAUGAAUUAGCCUAGCAGAGGUAUCAGUGCCAUUAGGACAGGACCAAAGUGUGUACAUCAGUGUUGUGUAUUUUAUCCUGUGCUAUUACAUGGAAGCUGGGUUUCUUAUUUGUGUUAUGUUACUGUGUAUGUAUAUAAAUUGGUGAUUGAAGGAGAGGUAAAUGAAGUAAAAUUCUAUCUUUAAAAUUCUGUACAGAUAUAUAAGCUCUCUUGAAGUUGGCAGCAAUGAUUCUAUAUAAAAGUACUCCAUACAAUUUGUACAAGUAUAUUGAUAAUUAAUUUUCCUUUAUUCAGAUUGAAAAGAAUAAGUGUGUUUGUAUUAUAUACACACGCACGUUUUUUUUUACGCCCGUCUUUAGGCGUGACGUAUUAUGGUAUGGCAAUGGUGUCUGUUUUGCUUGGUGUCCGCCUCUUAACUUGAAUACUGUGAGACAUAUAAUCAUCAAACUUUUUCAGCUGAUACAUCUUGGGUAGAGGGUAGGUUGCACUUUAAAGUUAUGUCUUUGUGACCUAUAAUUAAGAUGAUAUGGCCAUAUUUUUGUGCUCAUGUAGAUUUGAGUCCUAGAAUCAACAAACUUUGUCAAUUUGUGCAUCUGUAUAGAAAUGUAAAUUGUUACGUAGCUUAAAAUCAGGCUAUUAAAACUUUUAAAAUGGUAAGAAUUUUUUAUAAAAAGCCAACAUUUUAAGGGAGGUAAUUCCUACAUGUUAGAGAGUAAUGCAUUAACAUUGUUCAAUAAUUACACUUUUUUCAUAAGAAUGUUGCUACAUAACAAUUGAUAUGAAUACUUAAUUUGUUUCUAACAUUAAUUAUAGAAAUAUAUGCUGUAUUGUACUACAAAAUUUGCACAAAGACUUAACAAGCACAUCACAGAACAGAUAGAGGAAUUGUUUCAUGGGAAUGAUGAUCUAAGAGCACUUUAAUCUGUCUGUCCAAUUAAGAUACCAUUAGCCCCUAGGGAGUAAGCCAUGGUGUUUCAGGGUUCAACUGGAGAUUCAAAGAUCAUUUUGAUAAGAACUAAAUUACAUCGGUCCAGUUAAAGAUUAAUUAAUGAGUACACUGUAUAAUCCUACCAUGUGAAAGAAAUUGUCUAAAUAUUUGUAUUAAAAUGGAAAUAUGUAUCAAAAUAUUUCUGUAGUUAUUUGAACAAUUCAAGAGAUACUUGUAUAUUGACAAGUCAAUUGCAAUAUGCAAGGAAUAAUCUUGAUUUACCUCAUAUCUAAAAGCAAAGAUAUUGGUCCCAAUCUUUGACCAAUUAAGGUUGACAUGAUUCUGUGUCAUGCACUUUUAUCUAUUUUUAAUGAAUAAAUAUCUGACGGGCGUAUUAUGUGCCAUGGUGGUGCACUUUAUUGUUAUUUAACCUGCGUUUGGUCCAUAAAUACACGUAAAUCAAAGUUCAAGUACAGUAAAAGGUUACAUAACAGAAACUGUCAAAAUUACUUAAGUACAGGUACCUGUAUGUCUGUUAUGUGUUUGAUCUAAUUCCACUGUGCAGAUGGUAUUUAUAGUGUUCAACUCCAUGUCCAAUUUAUCAACGAACUAACUAGUUUGUAGAUGUAGUGAAUCGCUAAGGUUUAGCAUUGCUCUAUAUCUGAGAUCUCGUCUUGUUGCAUUCAUCAACCAGACAUCGUUUUGUCAAAUAUUCAAUUUGUUCACCGACUUAUUCAAAAUUAUUGAUGAGAACAAUGAUAGGAAUGAUUUUGAUAGUGUCUUAAUGAAGUAGAAAUUAGGAAAUGUUAAAAUUAUUUAUGAAAACUUAAUUUUCAUGGCAAGACAACCCAGGAAAUUAAGGUUUCAUGAAUAUUGUGAUAUAUAGUAAUAUUAAUAUUUUUGAUAGUGUCUUAAUAAAACAAAUAUUGAUGGUUACCGGAAUUGUUUAUAUUGUUCUCCAGAUGAUCUGUUUAAUACAAGUAAAUCAUGAGUUAUGACAAUUUUGGAGAAAUGAUAUGUUUGUUGUUAAUUUAUUUCUGACGAUUUUUAAAUUUUGUAUACGAAUGUCCCAUGAAUCGUGUUGGUUUUCAUUGUAUUAACUGAUGAUAAAUUUUCAUAAACUGGACCCCUACUGUAGGUGCUCUGUUUUUCCUUCCUUGCAUCUAACAGCAGACAAUCACAAGCUUUAAUCUUUUGUAAAGGGGAUUUCAUUCAUCUAUUUAUAUACAUUAUUUAAAGAGUUCAUAUGACAAAACUAGUUAAAUUUUAUGUUUUUGGAUAUUGUAAAAAAGGGACAGAUUUUUACCAGCAACUCUGUAAUGUGUUUUUGAAUUAUUUCAUAUUCUAAAGAUUUUUGUGUUAUUACAUCACCCAGCUUAUAAAAAUAGCAGUUAAAAUACACAUUCUGGAGUUCUUAUCCAAUUUUGUGAUGUGGAUAUUUUCAAAUUGUGCAAUUACUCCUAGAGUUUAUUUCUGUGCAAGAGACGGAUAUGAUGAAAGAGUAGAUGCACGUUGCCUAGUAUAUCUUUACGUUUAAAUUAAAGCGGAUUUGCAUUCACUUCUGAAAUGUAGAGCAAAGAACAUUAACCUGGAGUUACGCUGACGUGAUGCAUUUUUUAAAACAGACAAAUACUUGUAUUACUGCAAUUCUUUAUGAAAUUUUUACUGUAAGUGUAUUGAUUUGAAAUAAAAGACAUGAAAUGUUAAGAUCCUUCAAUAACAUAAACGUUUGUAUGUAA
Ostrea edulis (European flat oyster) is the source of this 4684-nucleotide messenger RNA. RefSeq names its product retinoic acid receptor RXR-alpha-B-like. The record is from RefSeq and is a predicted model, not a curated record. NCBI's taxonomy places the organism in Eukaryota, Metazoa, Mollusca, Bivalvia, Ostreida, Ostreidae. The transcript has 8 exons. Gene Ontology annotation, molecular function: zinc ion binding; nuclear receptor activity; sequence-specific DNA binding. Gene Ontology annotation, biological process: retinoic acid receptor signaling pathway; regulation of DNA-templated transcription. Gene Ontology annotation, cellular component: nucleus. Bases 213 to 1676 code for a protein of 487 amino acids.